AUGUCUUACAACAGUCCAUUUUUUGACUUUUUUGACAACAUCAACGAUGAAGUUGACUACUUUAACAGAUUUUUGAAUGAUGUCGGCUAUGCACCAAAAAGAGAAAGAUUGGCUGUCACUGGUAACCCCCAGGACAACAACCAAGUUGCUACCAGAGGCGCCAACAGUUCUGCGGUUUCUCACCCACAGAGAAGAUAUUUUGGUGAUUUAGACAACUGGUUCGACAAUGACUUCUCGUUGUUCCCAACCUCCUUCCAGACUCCAAAACCAUUUGGGGUCCCAGUUGAUAUUUUGGACCAUGAUGCAAACUACGAAUUGAAGGUUACCGUCCCCGGUGUGAAAGCCAAGAAGGAUAUCAACUUGGAAUACCACCAGAACAAGAACCAGUUAAUCGUGACUGGUGAAGUGCCAGCGCAAGUUACCGAAAAGAACAAGAACAAUGUGAAGGUUCACGAAAGUGCUUCCGGUAAGUUCAAGAGGGUUAUUACUUUGCCUGAACACCCUGGCAUUGAUGCAGACAAGAUUAAGGCGGACUAUUCCAGUGGUGUUUUGACUUUGACAGUUCCAAAAUUGAAGCCAACCGCAUUUGAUAAGGACAACGUUCAAAAGAUAGAAAUCUCUUCCCAGGAAUCUUGGGGUGAAUAA
Huiozyma naganishii CBS 8797 is the source of this 645-nucleotide messenger RNA. It is a transcript of the gene HSP26, whose product is annotated as chaperone protein HSP26. Bases 1 to 645 code for a protein of 214 amino acids. Lineage: Eukaryota; Fungi; Ascomycota; Saccharomycetes; Saccharomycetales; Saccharomycetaceae. The transcript has a single exon. The record is from RefSeq and is a predicted model, not a curated record. Gene Ontology annotation, biological process: response to hydrogen peroxide; protein complex oligomerization; response to salt stress.